AUGGCAGACUUACUCGAGCCCACUGUGUUGGAUGACAAUCCCAGGCAUAUUCUUUCCAACAGAACGUCGUAUCUGUCGACUCCAUCGAACAUCCUGCUAGACGGACAGAGUCUACUAUCCCCCUCGAGACGAAAGAGAUUUGAUGAUCGGUCUCAAUCAAGAACUAGCAUACAACUACGAGCGCACACUGCGUCCCCGAGCACCAAGCGACUGACUUCUCUGGUAGCCCCAGUCUCGAAGGAUGUCCAGCAUUUUGUCAAAUGGACCGAGACCAAGCAGAUUCUGAAGAUCAUGAAUUCUACUACUUUCAUAGAGAAGUUCGGCGCUCCACAGCUUAUCCAGCUCUCCCAACACCAUAUAGCUGUCGGAACGGCAAAGGGUGUCAUAAUUGCUUUCAACUACAGACAAGAAGCUGACUUUGUUCUCAUUCCUCGGAAGAACGACCUAGAUACACCGGCCCAGACCCAGAUGCCGCAGAUUAGCUGUAUAGCAUUCUCCUCAGAUGCAUUUCUCGUUGCCGCUGGCUACAAGAAUGGAUCAAUUGCUGUCUGGGACCUUGAAAAUGCGAUAUCGAAAUCAUCGUUCGACAUUAUCUAUGCCGAUGGAUUGAUAAGGCCUAUAACUAUGGAAGAGCGUUUUGGUCGUAACUCGCAAGGUCACUUAGAAGGUGUCCCAGUCAUAAAAAUUGAUUUUGUUGGUGAUAAAUACCAACAGAUAGUAUCUUCCGACUUAUCUGGGUUGGUGUUUUUCCAUCGUGGGUUCAGAAGAUUCCUUCGGAAGUAUUACACAUCUCAGAAGAUUUUAGGGAAGAAUGAUACCAAUGCUGAUGACCCAUCCGCCAAAUUCACAAUACAAGAUAGCCAGAUACUUCCAAUAGGUACUUCUGAGCAGAUAACGGAUACUUUGGGUUUAUUGGCGGUGAUCACAAAAAAUAUCAUGAUCAUCAAUUCCGUGCGUUCCCUAGAUAAUCCUGAAGUUCCUCAUCUGAUUAGCCAUUUCAAGUGCUCUAGACCCAAAUCUGUCGCUGGCGACGAACUGAAUGGUUGUUUGUCUUGGUACCCUUGCAUCGAGGUAGAUAAGAAAAUCCACAAUGCCAAACUAGCAUACGCAUGGUGCAACAUAAUUCUGAUAGUUGAGCUUGACAACGAGGCUAUUCCAGCAAACAUAAUGUCAAAAAUUGCGGACAUGAAAGAGAAAAAUAAGGGUAUUCCCCAGUUGAAAUUUCACAGGAAAGGAAGAUUGAGCGUUCCGGAAAAAGAGAGGGUGGUCACACUCAAUUGGCUUAACUCAGAGAUACUCACAGCUGUUACCCGUCAUAUUGAAAGUACAGAGACAAAACUUUAUUUCUUUUACUACACUGGGGUGGAUCAAGCCACUUUUACACAAGUUGGAGUGGACAAUCUCGACUCUCAGCAGGUUUCUACUCUUGACAUUGAGCUCAAAGACAGAAAGCAGCUGUUUAAGACAUCGAGCUAUAGUGGUAGCCUUAGAAUUCUUCGGCACCGCCUAGUGCUCUUAGUCAAUUCGCACUCGGUCUCACAAAGGUCAAUUCUUUCAGGAAGAUGCCUCAAAUGGGCCGAUAGACUCACCGAAUACCUCGCUCACGGGGAAUUUCAGGAAGCCCUUGGUAUGGCUUAUGAGUACUACGUAUCAGAUAACUAUGGACAAUUGGUUCUUCACGGGCUUCCUCAUAACAGAAAAGAGCGGCAUUUUGUCGUUGAACCCAUCCUUAAACGAGUCAUGGAAGAGUCCAUCGUGCCUCUCUUCAAUCCUGAAGCCCCAUCCACGAAGAAUGAGGCCAAUUUAAGGCUCUAUUUUACUUUAGCAUCUAUUUUGUCGAAAGGUGGUUUGAUUGAUGAGUCUCUACUUCUGAUGUUGGAUCAUAUCUAUGAAAGGUUCGAGGACUUAGGUUUAUUCUUCGACAUUUUGGAGGAAUAUAUCGUCUCCUCAGAAAUCAAGAACCUCUCACCUAUACUUUUCAAGGGCCUAAUUGAGCAAUAUGCCUCGAGUGAUAAGAGUGAACUACUCGCGGAGCUCAUUUGUCUACUAGACAUGUCAACGUUGAAUAUCGAUUUAGCGCUCAAUCUUUGCAAGACUUUUCAUUUGAGAGAAUGUCGAAUCUACAUUUGGAAUGAGAUGCUCAAGGACUACACAACUCCGUUGGUAUCUUUGAUAGAGGAGAUCGAGCUCGCCCAGAGCGAACAUGCUGAAUUGGUCAUUGUGUACACCUACAUGUCUUAUGUCCUCACAGGACGACAAUACCCAAGCGAUCGAGUUUUAAACCAAGACAUCGAAGCUUAUGCUAGAAACUCCAUCUGCGACAUUCUUUUCAGUAUUGGGCCAUUUACAUGGCCUCAGAAUUCUGGGAUACACUUGCUUGGACUUAAAUCUGAGCGAGUAUUUCCAUAUUUGACAUUUUUUCUCGAAUUUGAUACAUUUGAGACUUUGACUACGAUCAACGAGUUUUUUGAAAAUCCAGCCCUCAAUGAUGAAAUGAGCACUUUGAAUCGACAGUACAUUGUUGAAGCGCUUUUAGAUGUAUUUGAGGCUAGUGAAGAAUUGCAAAAUGAUCAAAGUCGGACUCAGCUAGCAAUCUUUUUUGCGAGAAAUUACCCAAAAUACUUCCAAUUUAUACGACUCUCAGAGACGGUUCUUCAAGACACUGUUGAUGAGCUUUGCAAGAAUAGGGAUGAGGAGCUUCACGAGGAUUGUGAGCUUGCAUUGGAGAGCUUGCUCUCGGUGUAUGAAGUUGAAAGCGACGCCCACCUUCUUGAACAAAUGAGGGCAGCUAAAUUUUAUGAUGUUCUCUUCAAGAUUUGCAAAGCUCAAGGCAAGUUCACACAAGCGAUGGAAAUGUGGCUAGCCAAACACCAGGAUAGUUCAUCGACCGACAUGGAAAAGAAUUUUGCUGUAUUGGCAGAUAUGCUUAAAAGCACAUUUCAGGUCGAUAAUCAAAACACAACGGAGCAAUUUCAUUUGACUCGCUUCAUCGAAACUCACCACGAGGAUUUAAUCAGUCUGAAUGCAGAUGAUAUGGUAGUUCUCUCGAAUACCUAUAGACCAUCUUUGCAUCUUUUGAUCCUCAAGUGUGAAAAUGAUACUCUUUCGUUGAAGUAUCUCGCCUCGUUCUUUGAGAGAUAUUCAAGCUCUGAAUUGAACUCAAUAGCACUUCCUUUACUAGUGAGAUACGUGGAACUUUUGAGCAUUCAUGACAGGAGGGAGGUAAAAAAUGUUAUCUCCAGAGAAGUGACUAAGUUGGGUACCCAUGCUCUGGAGAAGGAUGAGAUAAAAAAAGUUCUUGAACAUGCUGGCCUAUUUGAGCCCAUGGCGAUUAUCCUUUUCAACGAUAAGGAAUACAGUGGGGCCGUGAGCGAGCUUUGGAGAGCCAUCGAGUUCUCGCUUAAGGAAGUGGAUGUAUUCUCUGAAGAUGACUAUUCGAAGAUCGACUCUUAUCUCAACAGGAUCAUUUCCAUCAGCAAAGAGGCUAAGCAAGAAAGUUUAUGGACUUCACUCGUUGGAAAGGCAGUGACAAUGAGCGACCUGACUGAAGAUCAGCGUUUGCACAAUAUCUUCAAUGACGCUAUCUUCAAGUGCUUCAGAGCAAUUGAGAAUAAUGAAGGGGUUACGAACCGCAAGUCUACGUUUGCAAUUGUAUUCAACCAAGUUCUCGAAGUGGCCAAAGUUGCAAACAUUAGGGAAACGCUCCAGGACAUUUUGACGUCUUAUUUUUUCGAGUCUGAGAUCCACACCAUCACUGUCGGGAAAGUCAACCAGCGAAUUUCAAACAACUACGACGACGACCUAUUCGGAGACGAAAAGGUCCCUCGAAGCCCUUACCAGCAGCAGCAGUUUCCAUCUCAUUCCAGAGUUGCAUCAAGCUCAAGAACCUUCUCCAGUGGAGAGAAUGAGAGCGAUGAUUUCUACGAAAAGCUCGGUGGAUCCUUGUACGGUGAGUCCAACGCCUCCACCGUCAAGCAGCCUGGUGUUCGUUUCAGCGAACAUGUGGUCCGUAACUCUUACGUUGGCCUGAUGCAUAACGGUAGAAGCACGGUGGCCUCUCCCUUGAUGGCCCCCAGAGAAUCUUACAGAAUGACACAGUAUCCCCUGUUCGAAUACAAUACUCCAGAGUAUCCGCAAAGCACUUACAAUCGUUACAGUCUCAUGAACAUGGAUGAGAUGGCUAGCAUGCCCAACAGAAUGAGUAUGGGCUACCAGCAGAUGGCCGUGCCGAUUCAGCCAGACGACUACAACUUGAACUUGCUUGAAGAAGCAGCAGACGACAUGGAUCCCUUUGGCGACGACGACUCAUUGUUCUCUGAAGCCGACCCUGACGAGUUGAGAAGAGGAAUGACUUUGAAGAGAACCCCUACUCAGGCCAGACCACAUGAGGUCCAGGAAGAGGAGGACUUUACCCCACGUCUUAACUACACGAAGACUGUCAAGCGUGCUCGUUUGGUGGACGGUAACUUUGUCAUCGACGCUCCAGUUCCCAAGCUGUUGCUCAACACAUACACUCGUCCUUCUUUUGGUGAGAGUAACGAGACAUCGUUCGUGAGAUAUUCUGGUGUGACUUGUGGUCCUUCCAACUUCGUCAACUAUAAGUACAAUCUCCGUCAAACGUUGUACUCCCCACCAAGAGAGACUGAGAUCAUGGUUUGCAUAACAAUGUAUAACGAGGACGAGAUUUUGCUCGCCCGUACAUUGAAAGGUGUUUUUGAAAACAUCAGAAACUUGACCAAAAGAAAAGACCCAAAUUGGGGUGACGGUUCUUGGAAAAAGGUUGUUAUUUUGAUUGUCAACGACGGUCGUUUGCAGCUUCAUCAAAGAACUCAAAAGCUUCUCACAGCCCUUGGUGUCUUUCAGGAGGGUUAUGCCAAAUCCAAGGUGAACGAGAGCCACGUCAAGGCUCAUCUUUAUGAAUACACAUCUACUGUGGGAAUUGAGAGAGUUACGAAUGAUAGAGUCUACCUAUCUCAGAACCUGACUCCCGUUCAGCUCGCUUUUUGCUUGAAGGAAAAGAAUGCGAAGAAGAUUAACUCCCAUCGUUGGUGUUUCCAGGCAUUCGCUCCAUUGCUCAACCCUAAAGUUGUCAUGCUUCUCGACUGUGGUACCACACCAUCAAAAGACGCCUUCUACCAUUUGUGGUCUGCUUUCAAGGAUCCUAAUGUCGUGGGUGCUUGUGGUGAGAUGAGAGUCGCCUUGGGCCAAAAUAAGAGACUUUUGUCUAAUCCCUUGGUUGCUGCCCAGAAUUUCGAAUAUAAGAUUGCUAACGUUUUGGAUAAGCCCAUGGAGUCUGUAUUUGGAUUCAUCUCAGUGCUUCCAGGUGCGUUUUCGGCGUACAAGUGGGAAGCAUUGCUCAAUGUUGACGGACAGGGUCCGCUUGAGAAAUACUUCAAGGGUGAGUUUUUGCAUCAGAAUAAGGAGAUGGACGAAGAUGAUGACGAGUUCGAGUUGAUGGAAAAGAACUUCCAAGAAUCAGGCAUUUUCACUUCCAAUAUGUACUUGGCCGAAGACAGAAUCUUGUGUUUCGAGCUUGUGGCUAAGAAGGGUCACAACUAUGUUUUGCGUUACGUGAGUGGUGCCAAGGCAGAAACUGAUGUUCCUGAAAAGAUGGAUGACUUUGUUUUGCAGCGUCGUCGUUGGCUUAACGGUUCGUUGUUCGCCGCUGUCUAUUCCAUUGUUCACUGGACCCAGAUUUGGAAAUCCAACCACAGUCUUUUGAGAAAACUUUGGCUCCAGCUUGAAUUCUACUACCAUUUAGUGACUGUCUUGGUGUCUUGGUUCUCGUUAUCUUGUUUCUUCUUGGUGUUCCGUAUUUUGACGAAAAACUUGGGAUCACCGGAAGUUGGAUUUUCCUUUGGUACUACACUUUCGACCAUCUUUCUAUGGAUCUACGUUGCAUGCCUCGUUUGUACAUUCGUGUUGGCAUUCGGUAACACACCUCGAGGGACCAAAAAGUUCUAUACGGUUAUUGCGGUGGUGUUUGCUGUUCUCAUGGCGUACAUGUUGUUUGCAGCCAUUUAUUUGGCUGUCAAUACAGUGAAAUUGAUUAUGAAAAAUGCAGAUGGAAACUUCACGCCUAGCAUGUUAUUCACAAAUCAAAAAUUCCGAGAUCUUGUGGUGUCCGUGCUCAGUACUUAUUUACUUUACGGAAUAGGCGCCGUGAUUCAUGGCGAGCCCUCGUUCAUGUUUACGUCAUUCUUGCAGUACCUUUUGAUCUCGCCAACUUACAUCAAUGUGUUGAACGUCUACUCGUUCUGUAACAUUCACGAUGUGUCUUGGGGUAACAGAGAUUCGCCACAAGCCAAGGACUUGGGUACAGCGAAGAUUACCGAGGACAAGAACGGAGAAUUGAUCAUGACUGUCGUUCCUGCGUCUGACCAGGGUCUCGAAGAGAGCUACAUGAACACAGUCGACGACUUGAAGGUUCCGCCACCAACGGUUCCUGUUGUGAUGUCGAAGAAGCUGAAGGAGGACUCAUACUAUGCGUUCUUGCGUACCAUCACCGUGUUGGUGUGGAUGUUGACCAAUGCCAUUUUGGUUGCAAUUGUGUUGGCGGCAGUUGGCCCCAAGGACGAUACUUGGAGUGACUACAGGAACUCUACGAUCUUCUUGACGGUGAUCUUGUGGAUUGUGUGUGCGCUUGCCGGAUUCCGUCUCACGGGCAGUGUCAUUUACCUCUUGCAGAAGGCAUUGAGACCACUUAAAUGGUGGGCACGCAAGAGGAACAGCGUCUAA
Candidozyma pseudohaemuli is the source of this 6738-nucleotide messenger RNA. RefSeq lists its product as uncharacterized. Gene Ontology annotation, cellular component: cell periphery; cell septum. Lineage: Eukaryota; Fungi; Ascomycota; Pichiomycetes; Serinales; Metschnikowiaceae. The record is from RefSeq and is a predicted model, not a curated record. Bases 1 to 6738 code for a protein of 2245 amino acids. Gene Ontology annotation, molecular function: protein binding; chitin synthase activity. The transcript has 2 exons.